AUGAUAAUUUAUCUUCUUUCUGGUCCUCGAAAUUUUUCAACAGCUCUUAUGUAUUCGUUCAAUCAGCGUCCUGAUACCGUUGUCAUCGAUGAACCAUUUCAUGCACUUUGGUUAAAAAUAAUUGGUAAAAUACAACCACAUCAUGAUGAAAUAAUGUUAACUCUAGCAUAUAAUAGAAAUGCAAAUAAAAUACAUGAUAAAAUUGAAGAAAAUGAAAAUAUUAAAGGAAAUGUUUUUGUUAAAAAUAUGGCUAAUACAGUAGAAGAUAUGAAUAAAAAUCGUAUAUUAAAUUAUUAUCCUAUAUUUCUUAUACGUGAUCCAACUGAAAUUAUUAUGUCACAUAUAAAAGUAGAUCCAUUUAUAACUGGUGAAGAUCUUUGUUUAGAACAUCAAGUUAAAAUAUAUGAUUGGUUAAAAGAAAAAACACAAGAAGAUCCAAUUGUUAUUAAUGGUAAUGAAUUAAGAAAAAAUCCAAGAUCAGUUUUAAUCGAAACAUGUAAACAAUUAGAUUUAUCAUAUACAGAUGAAAUGUUAUCAUGGCCAGCUGGUCCAAAAUCUAUUGAUGGUGUUUGGGCUUCAGCUUGGUAUAAUGAAGUUCAUAAAUCAACUGGAUUUAGUCCACCAUCUUCAACAAAAUUAACUCGAAACGAUAUUCCACAUAAAUAUCUUUCACUUUAUGAUGAAGUUUUACCUUAUUAUCAGAAACUUUUAUCACAUUGUAUUUAA
Molecule: messenger RNA, 726 nt
Organism: Rotaria sp. Silwood2
Lineage: Eukaryota; Metazoa; Rotifera; Eurotatoria; Philodinida; Philodinidae
Source: the annotation of a GenBank genome assembly